Messenger RNA from Uncinocarpus reesii 1704, 1050 nucleotides. RefSeq lists its product as uncharacterized. The transcript is spliced from 2 exons. Gene Ontology annotation, molecular function: phosphoric diester hydrolase activity. Gene Ontology annotation, biological process: lipid metabolic process. Bases 1 to 1050 code for a protein of 349 amino acids. NCBI's taxonomy places the organism in Eukaryota, Fungi, Ascomycota, Eurotiomycetes, Onygenales, Onygenaceae. The record is from RefSeq and is a predicted model, not a curated record.
AUGUUGUUAUCCUCUCUGAUCUCGCUGGCAUUGCUGAGCAGUCAAGUCGUCGCUGAUCCAGCCUGGGCCCCUCCUGAUAAGGGGCUCAAGCCUGAGGUAGCCCGCUUGUUGCCCCCGUUUCUUCGUUAUCGCCGACCGAUCUACGCCAUCGCACAUCGGGUUGUGACCGUUGGUGGCAUCAAAGACGCCAUCUCUCAUGGCGCCAAUGCCUUUGAAGUGGAUAUGUGCGCCGAUAGCAUUGGAGAAGGUUGGUGGGCAAACCACGACUGCACGAAUGGCCGGAAAGCGGGUGAUAGUGCGCGCAAGAUCUUUGAAACUUUUGCGGCAGAGCGGAAGCGAGGGAAAACGGUGACCUUUGUCUGGCUAGAUUUCAAAAACCCGGAUGCCUGCGUUAAGAAUCAGGGGUGCUCUAUCGAGGCAAUCCAGCAGUUAUGCCGCGAUAUACUGGAAAAACAAGGCAUCCGCGUCCUUUACGGGUUUUACAAAGCGGAAGACAGUCGCGCGUUCAAGACGAUACGUAACAACUUGAAUGACAGGGAGGCCAUCUCCCUUAACGGCGCGACCACCAAGGUUCUGAAGCUGUUUGAAGGCACCGCACCGAAGGUUUCAAAGCACCAGCGAGUCAUGGAUUAUGGCGAUACCUACCUUGACAAAGGCUUCGGCGACUGCACUGAGAAGGAUUGGUAUACCUGCACGGAGCUACGACAGGGCGCCGACUUGCGUCGCAAAGGGAAGCUCGGGAAGGUUUUCGCGUGGACCAGCACGGUCAAUCAAGGCCGCCUAGUUGACCAGCUCCUGGGAAAGGCACAUGUCGACGGCAUUAUCUACGGUUUUAAAUUGACCGACUACUAUGACCACGCAGACUCACGCGCUGCUGCGAAUGACAUUAUCAGUUGGGUCAAGCGUCGGCGUGCGCUCUAUUACAUGGCGACCAACGAUAACAAUCCAUGGAUUGAUAUCCAUAAACUAUUCUUGUAUCUUUUGAGUUGGUUUAGUUGCAUCUUGCUGCUUAUGAUGAACGAAUGGACUUGCCCGCAAGAUGGAGCUUAA